AUGUCGAAAGAUGAGAUACAAGCCAUCAUCGAGAACAACAUACAUUUAUGGCCCGCAAACAAGAAAUACAAGCCUCGUCGAGAUACGACGAAGCGUGUCAUGAUCAAUGUGAUCCUCAAUCUAGCUAACGGCUUCCGGAAAGGUCAAGAUCGCAGCGCCACUGUUGGCGCGAGUGGUGAAAACCUGCCCAAAGAUUCAAACGAAAGUGAUGUCGAAGAUAGCGACGGAUUGGAGGACGUACCAAAUGCGUCAUACGUACCACCAGAAACGACUUUCGGAUGUAGUCCACAUCCGGUUGAACAGGAUUCUUCGAAAGGUGACAAUGUUCUUGAUAUCCUGCCUCGUGAACCUCAGGCUCACAGAGAGGUAGAGCCUAUCAAUGACGUUCCGUGGACUAAUCAAGACCCCUCAGGAGGCUUCGAAGACGCGCAACAAGCGCAUUUCAGAGACACUGAGCCAGCAAUGACUAAUAGUGUUGCAUACGCGCCUCAGAACUGGCAUUCCCAUGAUGGAUUAUGGAGUACAGACCGCUCUUCCAUUCGCCAUGCAGAAGAUCAGCUGAAACUCCAUUCAAAUAUCACUAAUGAAUUCGGUGCCGAGAGUGGCCAGCGAUCCCUCGCUCCCGCACAUGAAAUACGGCAGGCGGUCGAUAUCAGGAUUAUAGAUCAUCGAGAGCCUGAUAUUCCGACAAUGCAGAGCACACUCUAUCUCCGAUGUUUCGUCAAAGGACUAUCUGAGUACAUUGAGGCGGAAGACCUCGUCGAGACACUCCAGAACUCACCAUGUUCCAUUGAAGGAAACGCUCGUCUCGCCAUGCUGUCCGACGGCGAUUUGGAGCCAUUCGUGAAGCUUUCUGGGCUGGACGUUGGAGUCAAUCGGCUGUGUUCUCGUAACGCCUUACCUCUCUCAUUUGGAAGGCCGUUGGAAUUGCACGUGCUCAAGUUGUUGAAAAUGGACCAUGUUGGCGGCGAAACCCUCGCUCUAUCGGGAGAACAAUUCGUCAGGCCGUCUAGCAAGCGAAAGCUCUCCUCGGAGUUCGCGCCGAGAGAAUCUAAGCGUGUUCGACAGGAGUGGGCAGAAGACAGGCAUACAGCGCGAGCCGAUAUGACAACCUUCUUGGAAGAAGCAGCCGCCGUAUUCCAGCAUAUUAAAAAUGUCAGCACUGCGGCCUCCGACACAGUUUUUUUGGAAAGCUGGCAGUCCUUCGCUACCACAAAAGGAGGCAAAGAUUUAUCCGAUGCUGAUAUUGUUAAGGCGUACCAGUUCGCAUUCGAUUUCGUACAGAGAUGGGUUGGGCAGGCUAUUUGGAUCAAACGAGAUGGCAGAAUGUACAUGAUGCAGAUCAAGAAGAAGCACUUGCAUACAGUGCUUGAUAGGGACAGCAGCUGGUUUACACCUGCGAACAAGGUUGUUGCUGCAUUGAACGAAAUUGGACCUCACUCUGCACACCCUGAUGAGAAGGUAGUAGAGAGAGUCACGAACGAUGAACGCGGGCGGGGGCAGGAUCAGCUGCGUAUCCUGCUAUUUUGCAGACGCACGUUUCGCCGCCACGAAGCCCGCAUGUGA
Laetiporus sulphureus 93-53 is the source of this 1566-nucleotide messenger RNA. RefSeq lists its product as uncharacterized. The record is from RefSeq and is a predicted model, not a curated record. Lineage: Eukaryota; Fungi; Basidiomycota; Agaricomycetes; Polyporales; Laetiporaceae. Bases 1 to 1566 code for a protein of 521 amino acids. The transcript is spliced from 9 exons.